This is a messenger RNA of Plectropomus leopardus (leopard coralgrouper), 431 nucleotides long. Lineage: Eukaryota; Metazoa; Chordata; Actinopteri; Perciformes; Serranidae. The record is from RefSeq and is a predicted model, not a curated record.
GAGUUCAAGGCCGCCUUCGACAUGUUUGACACCGACGGUGGCGGUGAUAUCAGCACCAAGGAGUUGGGUACCGUGAUGAGGAUGCUGGGCCAGAACCCGACAAGAGAGGAGUUGGAUGAGAUCAUCGAGGAGGUCGAUGAGGACGGUAGCGGUACCAUCGACUUCGAGGAGUUCUUGGUCAUGAUGGUGAGGCUGCUAAAGGAGGACCAGGCCGGCAAGAGCGAGGAAGAGUUGGCAGAGUGCUUCCGUGUGUUCGACAAGAACGGCGACGGCUACAUCGACAGAGAGGAGUUCGCCCUCAUCAUCCGCAGCACCGGCGAGCCCAUCACAGAGGAUGAGAUCGAUGAGCUGAUGAAGGAUGGAGACAAGAACGCCGACGGCAUGCUGGACUUUGACGGUACGUGUGUGAUGAGGAUGAUGAUCAUGAUAAG